CAGAGUGUCAUGGAAUACAUAUCUCUGAACACAGUGGACAUGGCAUAUCACCUUUAUCCCAUGAUGAUGAAUAUGACAUAAAAAUGAAUUGCUCUUUCGAUAUGGCGAACGUGCUCCCACUGAGGUCUGGUGACGUGGAGCCCAACCCGGGUCCAAAUACCAAGCUUGGAUAUCUAAGUGAGCAUGAAUUGUAUCUCCUUGCUGACGGUAUGGAUCCAUCAGACUUCAGGAAGGUUGGACUAGCUUUAGGAUUUACUGAGGCUCAACUAAGUCGAUUCAAGGAAGACAACAUUGGCAACAUAAUGCUAUCUACAUACAAGAUGCUUUGCGAGUGGUUGAAGACAGUACGGCAACAAGAAGCGAGGGAGAUACUAUCAAACAAGUUAAAAGACAUCAGUCUGGUACAACUGGCCGACAGUGUACAAAAAGGCCAGGUCGGUAAUCAUAUACCCUCACUGACAGAAGAUGAGAUCCAACGGGUCAUCAAAGAGGUAAAAAAAUAUUCUUCAAUUCAUCACUGUCAGAUUCAAGCCGAUCCACUGAACAACGCCCUUUUAUUUCAAUUAGACCGGAUCUUCACUAAUUUAACGUUGAUAGAAGAAGAUAAAGGAACAACCCGCAAGGCAGCACCGCUACUCUACGCUGACCUGCUCAAGACUGAAGUCAACGGAGUCCUUCCUAGACGUUUGCUAGUUGAAGGUGAAGGUGGUGUGGGGAAGACAACUCUUUGUGCAAAGAUCGUUUGGGACUGGAUUCGGGGAGCAGGCUACCAAGAUUUCAAACUAGUACUUCUCAUCCUCCUUCGUGAAGUAAAUCAAAAAACUAUUGGAGAGAUUAUAAUGUCUUACCUCCCUGACGACAUUAAUGUCACAGCAAUGCAGCUAAACAAGUAUGUCUUCUCCCACCAGAAAGACGUCUUUCUUCUUAUGGACGGCCUUGACGAGUUAGCUAGCGAUCUAAACUAUCACCAAGUCGCUUUGAUCGUCCUCAAUCGGGUGUUCAAGUCGGGGAAAGUACUAAUCACAUCAAGACGAUGGAGAUCAGAUGAGAUAAGGAAGAUUACAGAGCUUAGAAAGUUAUAUGCUUUUAUUGCCGUCGAAGGUUUUUCUGCUGACAACCUGUCUUCCUACAUCACUAAGUUCUUUCAUCCAGACAGAGCUUCAGCUGAGCAAUUGAACCAAUUCAUAUCAACCAACGAUGUAAUCAGAGAAAACAUGGCCCCGUUUCCAAUAUACGCAGCAAUGUUGUGCGUCAUGUGGAAAGACUUUGACGGUGAACGCCGCACUGCAAUGUCCAAACUGCAAACAUUUUCCCAACUUUUUGAGGAGAUGGUCCACUUCUUGGUUGACCAUUAUCUUUCCAAGCUCGAUACGUCUGCAAUUGAUGUCGGUGGAAAAAUGGAUAGGACACGGAAGGACAUUCUACGUCAUCUAUCCGAUAUCGGUUGUAUAGCCUUGCAGGGGCUUCAUGACCGAAAGUUAGUGUUCACUGAACAGGACUUUCAGAGCUUACCGGGUUCUGUGGAUACAGGUUGCCAAGUUGGGGUACUCACUAAACAAACGCAAACUCCUUCUCGGAGAGAGAGAACACACCAUUUUCAUGUUGCAGUCUCAUCUGUCCAGUUCCCUCAUAAGCUGUUUCAGGAGUAUCUAGCAGGAAUGUAUCUGACAUCUCUUCACAACUCAAACAGAAGCGAGUACGACAGGUUGAUGGAGGAUAUAGUCGGAAAAGCAAUGGAAUUCCGUGAGCUUCUGUACUUCACCUCGGCCCAACAGAAAGAGGUCGGAUUGGAUAUCAUAACUCGUCUCAUAGCAUCAACGACAACGCGAUCAAUUGUAUAUUGGCAUAACGAUGAUGACUUCAUUAUUGAUGUAGCAUAUGAGAGUCAAGACCAAACAGUGGCUGAAGCUGUGGCAGAUCAUCUAUCGACUUCAUCCAGCAACACACUUGUGAUCGGAGAGGAGAUACCGGCGCACACAGUAGCGGGGCAUAUAUUUAUCAUGAAUCAUCGUAAAAUGACUGCUUCAGAGGACCUGGCUGACUUCAUGUGCUCCUCAUCCACUCUGAGAUCAGCAUGGAUCGCUAUCUCUUCGGGCCAAGGAGAGGAUAUGAAUGAUAAUUUCUCCGCGAUGCUUGCUCAUAACGCCACUCAUUCGAAAAUUGAGAAUCUUAGUAUAAAACGAGUUGAUCUCAGUCAACGUCUGCCUGCAUCACGUGAUCUCGCUCAGUUCAUUUGUAAGAUGCCUAAUCUCAGGGAACUUUGUCUCGGUGGUGAAGAUGGAAACACCAGUCCCUCACUUCACGAGGAGUUCUAUUCAACGUUAUCAUCCUUAGCAUCAUCCGCAAAGAUUGAGCAUCUUGAUGUAAAGUACAAUGAUCUCAGCCAACGUCUGUCUGCAUCACGUGAUCUCGCUGAGUUCAUUUGUAAGAUGCCUAAUCUCAGGGAACUCCGUCUCGGUGAUGAAUAUGGAAACACCAGUCCCUCACUUCAUGAAGAAUUCUAUUCAACGUUGUCAUCAUUAGCACCAUCUGCAAAGGUAUCCUUUCCACCUUCUCAGUUUUUUUUAACGGAAAUUAAAUAAAAAUUUGCCCUAAUUAGUACAGCCACAAGGGAUGAUCACAUUAUUCUGAUAAUCAUGAUUUAAUUUUACCUUCCAUCUGUCCAUAUUCACAUCUGUUUAAUGUGCAAUUUAUGUGCACAUUUCUAUUUAUACAAGGUUGAUUAUGUCGUUAUGCAGUACUGGUCAUUAUACGAAAUGACCACUCUUUUAUUCUGUAUGUAACAUAAUGUUAAGACAUGGUUAUAUGACACAUUGAUAUAUCAUUGUCAUUUAAUUGGUUGUUGAUAUCAAUCAUUCAGCCCAUUUUACAAUGACGUCAUCAACCGUGCAAUUUUGUAUCCAUACGAUUUUGUCCAUUGCACUUGCGCAUGUUGUAGGUACGCGACAAUCAACAGACCGAGCAUAUUUUGCAUCGGAAUUCAUAAACUUCAUAUUAAAAAAAAUUAUUUGUAGGUAUCAUAUAAACCAAAUAAUUAAACAUAUAAUCAUUCGUGCAAUGGACAGAAUAUUUCAUUUGGUGAAGGGUGAAAUGAAUGAUAAAUUAAACUUGGCUACGCCUUGGUGAAUUGAUCAUUUCAUCUUUCACCUCAUGAAAUAGGCCUAUUCUGUCCAUUACACUCAUUAACAUUCAUGAGUAUACUAUCGAUGUAAAAUAAGAAAGGGAUGCCUUCCAGCUCGACUCUAUUCUGCUGAAGGUAGAAUAGAGUGUAGUGGUGGAUGAUGUUUUUGGCUUUUUUUAUCAUCUGUUACUACUAUUAUUCCAGAUUGAGUGUGUUGAUAUUACACAU
Lytechinus variegatus (green sea urchin) is the source of this 3349-nucleotide messenger RNA. RefSeq lists its product as uncharacterized. Bases 84 to 2582 code for a protein of 832 amino acids. NCBI's taxonomy places the organism in Eukaryota, Metazoa, Echinodermata, Echinoidea, Temnopleuroida, Toxopneustidae. Gene Ontology annotation, molecular function: protein binding. Gene Ontology annotation, biological process: signal transduction. The record is from RefSeq and is a predicted model, not a curated record. The transcript has 6 exons.